AUGGCUACAACAUGGAAUCAACGUCGACGCGAACGCCAACAUUUAGGUUUAUUUUGGACAAUGGUCAUACAAGCGACUGUGAUAUAUAAUGAUAUUAAAUGUUGUGAACAUCUUCCUAGAGCUCUUCAUACCAAUUGGGAUUCCGAAAGAGAGUUGACACUUACACGAAUGUUUGGCAUGAGUGAUACGGUAUGUCGUGAUCUACUUAGGAUGAAAAUAGGUCCGUUUCAAAGAUUAUGUGCUCGUUUGCGAACGUAUGGGUUGGUUGAUAGUAAAUUUGUCAGAAUUGAGGAACAAGUGGCUAUUUUUCUAAAUACCGUCGGACAUGACCAACGUAAUCGAUCUGUACAUUUUACUUUCUUUCGAUCUGGUCAAAUGGUGAGCUUUUACUUCCACAGAGUCUUGCACGCUUGUCUUCGACUAUAUAGAGAAGUUGUGAUUAACGUCACUCCUCAUCACUCUCCAUACGAGAAGGAAAAUGUGAAGCCAUGGUACUCAUUUUUUCAGGAUGCUGUAGGGGCAAUAGAUGGUACGCAUAUAGCUGUGAAUGUGCCCUUAGAGGAGCAAGCUAGAUAUCACAAUAGAAAACAGGUGAUUUCUCAAAAUGUUUUGGUAGCUUGUACAAUUGAUAUGAAAUUUACAUAUGUGCUUGCCGAUUUCAUGGCACAUAAUCGACAAAUCUCUACGGCACCGUUUCAAGUGCCUAGACCAACCAUCCAUUUAGAUGUGGAGGAAAUAAGCUCAACCAAAAUGGAUCUCAAUGCUAGGAAUCGUCAUGAGAGUCGGAGUGAUGCAAUGAAUGGUUGUACAAUAACUGCAUUACUACGUCAAGUGUUGGUCGGUCACAAAAAGGAGUGA
Molecule: messenger RNA, 858 nt
Organism: Olea europaea var. sylvestris
Lineage: Eukaryota; Viridiplantae; Streptophyta; Magnoliopsida; Lamiales; Oleaceae
Exons: 3
Coding region: 1-858 (285 amino acids)
Source: RefSeq, a predicted model, not a curated record